This is a messenger RNA of Ixodes scapularis (black-legged tick), 879 nucleotides long. Its product is annotated as putative nuclease HARBI1. The coding region runs from base 157 to 879 and encodes 240 amino acids. Lineage: Eukaryota; Metazoa; Arthropoda; Arachnida; Ixodida; Ixodidae. The transcript has 2 exons. The record is from RefSeq and is a predicted model, not a curated record.
ACGACAAAAAAGUUCGUAAAUAUAACUUACGCAAAAGUUACGAACUUUUUGGUAUUCUCGAAGCAAAAUGUUCUCAGUUUUUGCGUAAGUUACGACAAAAUCCUACGACAGGGGUCCAUUUCUUCUUACGAACAUUUUCGCGACUGCUUGCUCAAAAUGGCUGCCUACGUCGCCUUCUUACUCGACCAGCAGCGCGAUGCGAGAAGGACUUUGCAUCAGCAGCGUGUCUUCCGGACUCGUCGAACAUUAGAGACGAUCGCGGACCACCACCUCGAGCGUUACUACCGCUUGCCGAGGCCAGCCGUGCAGAGGCUCUGCGAUGCUCUGGCGCCGGCGCUUCGACGCCCGACAGCUCGUUCGUGCUCGCUCCCCGUCGACGUUCAAGUGCUGCUUGCGCUCCGCUUUUAUGCGAGCGGGAGCUUUCAGUCGGUGGUGGGCGACGUUGCAAACAUCAGCCAGUCGAGCUCCUCACGGAUAAUCAACGGAGUGAGCAGUGCGCUCUGCGAUCUCGCCAACAGUGGCAUCAAGUUUUCCACGACGUCGCGGGCAGCGUUGCUCACUGCACGCGGCUUCUUGGAGAUCAACGGGUUCCCCAAGGUGUUGGGGUGCAUUGAUGGGACACACAUCGCCCUGAAAAUCGCGAAAAAGGAGCAGCACCUCUACCGCAACCGGAAGGGCUACGACUCGCUGAAUGUGCAAGCCAUCUGCAACGCCAGCAAUGAAAUCACACAGCUCACAGUGAAGUGGCCAGGAAGCACGCACGACAGCUUCAUGUGGAGAAACUGUGACCUGGCUGACAAGUUCGAGGCGGGCAACAUGCCCGACGGGUGGUUGCUUGGUAUGCUUUGGUCCCAAUUUAUAGAGUUAUUUGAUAUUUAG